AUGACCGUCACGUACACGGCCCGCGUGGCCAACGCGCGCUUCGGCGGCUUCUCGCAGCUGCUGCUGCUGUGGCGCGGCAGCAUCUACAAGCUGCUGUGGCGGGAGCUGCUCUGCUUCCUGGGGCUCUACAUGGCGCUGAGCGCGGCCUACCGCUUCAUGCUGGCCGAGGGGCACAAGCGCUACUUCGAGAAGCUCGUCAUCUAUUGCGACCAGUACGCCAGCCUCAUCCCCGUCUCUUUCGUGCUCGGCUUCUACGUGACCCUGGUGGUGAACCGCUGGUGGAGCCAGUACCUGUGCAUGCCGCUGCCCGACGCGCUCAUGUGCAUCGUGUCCGGCACGGUGCACGGGCGCGACGAGCGCGGCCGUCUCUACCGGCGCACGCUCAUGCGCUACGCGGGGCUCUCGGCCGUGCUCAUCCUGCGCUCGGUCAGCACCGCCGUCUUCAAGCGCUUCCCCACCAUGGACCACGUGGUGGAGGCGGGGUUUAUGACCCGCGAGGAGCGCAAGAAGUUUGAGAACUUGAACUCAUCCUACAACAAGUACUGGGUGCCCUGCGUCUGGUUCUCCAACCUGGCGGCCCAGGCCCGGCGGGAGGGCCGCAUCCGCGACAACGGCUCCCUCAAACUGCUGCUGGAGGAGCUGACCGUGUUUCGGGGCAAGUGUGCGAUGCUCUUUCACUACGACUGGAUCAGCAUACCCCUGGUCUACACCCAGGUGGUGACCAUCGCUGUGUACAGUUACUUCCUGGCCUGCGUCAUCGGACGUCAGUUCCUAGACCCCGCGCAGGGCUACAAAGACCACAACCUUGACUUGUUCGUGCCCGUCUUCACUCUGCUGCAGUUCUUCUUCUACGCCGGCUGGCUCAAGGUAGCAGAGCAGCUCAUCAACCCCUUUGGAGAGGAUGACGACGACUUUGAGACCAACUUCCUGAUCGACCGCAACUUCCAGGUGUCCAUGCUGGCCGUGGACGAGAUGUACGAUGACCUGGCCAUGCUGGAGAAGGACCUGUACUGGGAUGCAGCGGAGGCCCGGGCCCCCUACACCGCAGCCACCGCCUUCCUGAGGCUGCAGCCCUCCUUCCAGGGCUCCACCUUCGACAUCACGCUGGCCAAGGAGGACAUGCAGUUUGAGCGGCCCGACGGCGCAGAUGUGCCGCUGGGCGAGGCGCAUGGCGACUUCUUGCAGCGCCUCCUGCCGGUGGGCCCGGGCACGGCUGCGGGAAGCCUGCUGGGCCGGCGCCUGUCCUUGAUGCGCCGCAAGAACAGCUGCGUGUCCGAGGCGUCCACAGCCGCCAGCUGCGCGGGCACCAGUGCCCUCGAUGGCGUAGCCCCGGAGUGUGACUGUGGGGACCUGCUGUUGGACUCCGGGCUUCGAGAGCCAGAGCUCGAGCCCCACACCGGGCCAGAGCCGCCAGCCCCGGGGCCGGACGCUGAGCCCUUCACCACAGUGCCCAUGACCGCACCCCGAGGGCCGGCUCCGCCCUGGCUGCCCAGCCCCAUUGGCGAGGAAGAGGAGAAUCUGGCUUGA
This is a messenger RNA of Pipistrellus nathusii (Nathusius's pipistrelle), 1527 nucleotides long. The record is from the annotation of a GenBank genome assembly. NCBI's taxonomy places the organism in Eukaryota, Metazoa, Chordata, Mammalia, Chiroptera, Vespertilionidae.